CCUGAAAAACACACAAAACAGCAGCAUUACAAAUGUUCAGUGUGGUAAAACUGACACUUGCCUCAAAAGGUUGCCUUUGUUGAGAAAUCCUUUAAAGAACAAAGAACAUCUGAAGUGGAAAUGAAUUAUUUCUCUAAUUUAGCAUCCAGCACAUGGUCUAUGAAGUCAUUACCAUGAGCAGGGGGGGCAAAGCAGGCCAUCUCAUUCUAAUUACUACCUCCUUUAAGAUUAGGUAGAAAUUCCUAAAAAUAAAAAUGUAAAAGUAGUUGAUAAUUACAUAGCUUAAAUUCAUUUUGCUAGGAAUGAGGCAAUAUUAUACCAGAAUACUAGCAUUUUAAACAGACUGAAAUAUAAACAGCAUGAUGUUAAACCAACCUAAGAAAUCUGUUCUAAUAACCAGUUUUGCUAACAACAUCAAGCCAGGUUUUUUUACAGAAUCAAUUACUGAAACUUCCACUUAUCUACCUUAUCACAAACUGUCACCAAAUCUGAAAAUUAACAUCUAUGUCCAUGAAUAUGAAAUUUCUAAAUGUGGGGACUAAAUAUUAGAGGGCACACACUGUCAUGAAUGAUUAAAGUUAUAAACCUAAACCUAAGUGGUAAACACCCCAUCUAAUACUAACUAAAAAAGUUCUAUUUAAGUCUUAGCUCCUUAUCAGAACAUAGAAUUCUGACCAAGUCACAUAUAACCUUAAUUCAUGGAAAGGAAGUCUCACCCAAACUAAGCCAAAAUUAUACAAAAUACAAAGCUCCACAUUCAGAAGACACGUCUAAAUCCCAAACUAAAAUUAUAUCUUCUCCCCUCAGCCACAGGAAGGGUUGCAAUUUCAGAAAAGAAACAAAGUAAGGUGACUAGAACUCCCAACACCCUGGGGAAAUGGUAAUCCUGGAAUAUCGCAACUGCCCAUCUCAAACAUACUGAAUCACACACAAAUACAGUGUGAACAUUUCAGUGAAUUUGCUUACUUCUAUACACUAUUCUUGACUACUUCCUUAUAAAUUAUUCAUUCCAUAGAUUAUGUGGAACUUUUGGCUUCCCUCUGCCAUUCAGUUUAUUUUGAGUGAUGUCCAACUUUCCUUCACCCUUUCAGUCAUAUCAUGUGUACAUGGAUAAAAACUGAUUCAAAUGGUAUCCAAACCCAAAAAAAUCAGGAAGAUAAUUUGGUGGGAAGAAAAAAUAUGAUAUACUUUAAAAAACCUGAGAUAAUUUGGCAAGUCCCUAUUGUUUUAUUUGUGUUGUGGCUGCUUUUCUUCAGUCAUUAAUGGUAGUAGGCUAUACCUCCCACUUCCUGAAAACCAACUCAGAUUGCCUGAGAAAGUUAGCAAUACCUGAACUGAUCAGAGACCAAAACUACAAUUCCCUUCGGAUGACGACCAUCAAUGCUUGCGCAAUGCAGAGAGGUCACAGUUCUGUCUGCCAGCAACGUUAACAGACAACAAACAAACUGGAUCCGUGGCCUAAGGAGUCUGCAAACUGGAAACCAAGGAGAACCCAAAGUGAUAUGAGACAAGUCCAAACGUUCAGAUUAGGAGAUAAAUUUUCAUUAUUUGAGGCAUGUCCUUGAUUAAAGUGAGACUAAAAAUGAGUUUUCUUACAAAGCAAGCAGAAUACUUUCACUAACUGUGAAAGGAAGAUGUUUCAGACUGAAAAGAGAUCGAGUUGGAUUUAUACAAUGCCUCUCCUCCUAAUGAGAUAAAAUAUAUAAAGGUUUUACAUUCGUUAAUUGGGUUUUACUUUAAAUCACUUAUAGCUGACUAGAAUGUACCCUUUUUAAAGAAAAAACAUGAUCUGUGAAAUGAUAGGUGGCUAGAAAGAGUAUCUGGUGAAAGACAUUUUGGGUGGAAAGCUCUUGUGAAAAAGGACCAUGUUUAAUGUUAUUUUAGACAAGUUUUAUUGUAUUGGGGCAAUAGUUUAUACAUAUAUAGGUAAUAAGUAAAUAAAAUAUUUAAUUAAUCUAAUAUUUUCCUACUAUGGUAACAGGCUUUGAAUUAAAUCAGUCAUCUUUCUAAAUAUUCUAGUUCUUCUAUUAAUAUUUGCUUUAUUAGGCUUGACCAAAAGGCAACAUUCUGAUUUUCAUACAUUCAAAUGAGUAGUGUUCCUUCCCUUUAGAUAGCAGCUCUGUAAAUCCACACUUUAAUUACUGUGAUAUUUUAUAGUUCAAAGAAUUUUUGAAAGUCCUAACUGGGACCUCCUUUCAGAGUUGUAAAAUAUUGUUUUAAUCCAAACAAAGUCUGAUUAGGAUGGGUAUGAUUUAUGUACUUUGAAAACGGACUUAGAUAAUUUAAGAGUUCCAACAAUAUUUGAGAACUAUCAACUGUAGUGGUGGGAAAACCUAAAAGCAGCACUACAGUUUUCUAAGAUGAGUAUACUAUGUAAAUACCCAAACUCUGGUUUAUAUGCCAACCACUUUCUUUUCUUUUUUCUUUUUUCUUUUUUUUUUACUUUAAAGCUCUCCACCUUUAUUGGAAUCUUCAAUCUUCCAAAUCUUUUUCUGUAAUGACACUAGUUUAGUUCUGGUCAUGUUGAAAGAAUAUGGGGCCUCCCCCAAUCUCCAUUUGUGAAAUUUACAUAUAAAACUAUACCUAUUUGGGGAAAAAUAAUACCUCCAACAUACAGCUUUAUUGCUCUGUAGCCUUUCAUAAGUAUUAUCUCAUUAUAUACUGCCUUUCACUAUUGUGAAGAAGGUAACAUUAUUUCCUUAUUAUAAAUUAGUAACAGAGAUUCAAAAGGGUAAACACAUUAAUUAUCCAUGAUUACAAAGAUACUGCAUAGGCAAUACUGCAUAGGGGGCCUGAAUUAGAUUUUAAGACAAAUUUUACUUUAAGCACCACAAUGGACACUGUAAAUUUGUACCAAUAAGAAGUACAAAUAAAUAACUUAUUAACAUAGCUUCUAAGUAGGUAAGAUACCGGAAAGCACAGCUAUUAUUUAAUAUCUCCUGUUUACAUCUUAAUUACCCUUGAUUCAUCAAGGUAAGCAUUUCUACCAAAACUCUGGAAUCAAAAGUUAUACUUCUUUGGGAAAGAACAACUGGGACAUCUUUCUAGUUUUCGCUUGUCUUCACCCUACUUAUCUUCUUGAAUAUUUGUUAAUUUUGGGCAAAACUCAUCAUCAUGAUUAAUAAUUUAAAAACAAGAAGUCUAUUAGGAUAGCUCCAAGUUCUACAACAGACGAGACUUCUGCUGCUACAGGACUUUGGUUUUCACUCCUUUAUUAAAACCUCGUUUCUGGGGGGUGCCUGGCUGGCUUAGUCAACAGAGCAUGUGACUCUUGAUCUCAGGGUUGUGAGUUCAAGUCCCCACACUGGGCACAGAGAUUACUUAAAAAAAAUAAAUAAAUUAAGAACUUCAUUUCUGAAUUUAAGAAACGCCACUUAUAGACACUUUCCAUAAAAAGAAUAACUGCAGAUUAGGAAAAUCUAAGUGGAGCUAUCCAUUACAUAGUUGCUAACACAAAAGAUUAAAUUUUAAAAUGUUAGGAUCAUCAGAUAAUAUUUCCUAAGAAUACCUAAGAAUGCUAACAGAUAAAAAUAGGAGUAAUGCCUGGACAAAGAGUUGACCCAAAAUAAGAAACUGUACAUCUGCUAUAUAUAAAGCAUUCAUUUCUUGUGAGACAAAUGCCAGUGAAACUAAUUUGCAGUCUCAGAGGAAGAAGCCAAAAAAUGAAGAGGGACUGAGAAAUCAGCACUCUGAGGAAGUGAAGUCACAUAUCCUGAAGAAUGUAAGGCUGGAAGAAAACUGGAUGACCAUCUUGAAAUGCAUGAAAGGACAGGGUAUAGCUAGUGCUAAGUUAUAAUCCAUCUUCACUAAGGAAACAAUGGCUCACUCAAGUCCAGUCAAGCAGGGUGCCCUGAGGCGGCUUAAGAGCCAAAUUCUAAGCUGUAUGGAUAAUCCAAAGCUCCUCCUUUAAAAAGGCUCCUGUGUCAGGUAACAUGCCCACAUACUAACAUAUAGAAAGGGACUGUCCUAUUCAAAACAGUAAAGGAAGUUGUUCAGGUAAGUCAACAUCUGGCUCUGCUACUUUGUGUGACAAGGAACACAAGGGAACAAAUUAUUUCUGCUGCUCCUUGAAGACUGAGGCAAUGUCACCUGGAUGGUCUCAAGGAAACAAGAGACAGGAGUAGAGCACCUGGCCUCCCCUUUGGGUAAUACUAACAUCUGGAAAAGCAGAUUCUCUGAUUCUUGGAAGAGAAGGAUUGGCAGAAGAGCCGAAAAUGACCAGGAAGAGGAUAUACUGGGUCCCCAGGUCUUCUGGUGGCCUCGUGAAUCUUGGCAUGGACAUGAGCAAUGACAUGGUUUCAGGACUCAGCUAUAAAACUUACACCCUAGAAGACAGCCCCUGGAGCCAGCAGGUGAGGAAGCCCGAGACACGAGGGACAGCAACAGAGCUCCAUUGGGGGAAGUAUGAUGCUGCCUGGAGAACCAUGAUUCCCUUCCGUCCCAAGCCACAGUUUCCUGCCCCUCAGCCCAUGGAUGAUGCUGGCCUCUUCUCCUACUUCACGUUGUCAUGGCUCACCCCACUCAUGGUCCUAGGUUUGCAGAGACGCUUAGAUGAGAACACCAUCCCCCAGCUGUCGGUCCAUGAUGCCUCAGACAAAAAUGCUAAAAGGCUCUGCCUCCUUUGGGAAGAAGAAGUCUCAAAGCAUGGGAUUGAAAAAGCUUCAGUGCUCCGAGUGAUGAUGAGGUUUCAAAGAACAAGGGCUAUUUUGGAUGUAUUUCUGUGUUGCUGCUUCUCUGCCAUGAGCGUGCUAGGGCCGAUGCUGGUUAUACCAAAGAUCCUGGAAUAUUCUGAAAAGCAGUCGGGGAGUAUUGCCUAUGGAGUAGGCCUCUGCUUUGCCCUCUUUCUCAUUGAGUGCAUGAAGUCCCUGUGUCUGUGUUCCUGCUGGGUCUUCAACCAGCGCACAGGCAUCAGGUUUCGUUCUGCUGUUUUCUCCUUUGCCUUUCAGAAACUAAUGCAAUUUAAGUCUCUAACACACGUCACCACAGGAGAGGCCAUCGGCUUCUUCGCCAGCGACGUAAACUACCUGUUUGAAGGAGUGUACUAUGGCCCCCUGAUCUGUCUCAUCUGCUCGUUGCUGAUUGCCUGCACUGUCACCUCCUACCUCAUUCUUGGACCCACUACACUCUCCGCCACUGUUUUCUACCUCCUGAUUUUACUAGUGGAGGUGUUCCUGAACAGAAAGAUUGUCAAGAUACACAAUCACACAUCUGAGGUCAGUGACCAACGCAUCUGUGUGACCAGUGAAGUUCUCACCUGCAUCAAGCUGAUUAAAAUGUAUGCAUGGGAGAAACCAUUUGAAAAAAUAAUUAAAGACCUCAGAAGGAAGGAAAGGAAACUAUUGGAGAAGUCUGGGGUCAUCCAGAGCCUGACCACUGCAGCCUUGUAUGUAGCCCCUACAGUGGCCACAACAGUGAUGUUCCUCAUCCACACGUGUUUACAAAGGAAACUCACAAUUUCACUAGCCUUCACAGUGAUAGCCACCAUGAAUCCCAUGCGGCUCUCAGUGUUCUUUGUGCCCUUUGCAAUAAAAGGUCUCACAAAUUCCAAGUCUGCAGCAGAGAGAUUCAAGAAAUUUUUCCUCCUGGAGAGCCCUGUUUUAUAUGUCCAGCCAUUGAAAGACCCCAGCAAUGCACUGGUUUUGGAGGAGGCCACCUUGUCAUGGCGAGACGCCUGCCCUGGGAUUGUCAAUGGAGCCUUGGAGCCGGAGAAGAAGGGGCACAUUCCCGAGGGGGUGACCAGGGCUCAGCCACCUCUAGGAGCCCUCAGGCCAGAGGACACAAAGGGCAGCCUAGCCCCAGAGUUGCACAAGUUAAACCUCGUGGUGUCAAAGGGGACCUUGUUGGGGGUCUGUGGCAACACUGGAAGUGGCAAGAGCAGCCUUUUGUCAGCCAUCCUGGGGGAGAUGCACUUGCUGGAGGGCUCAGUAGGGGUGCAUGGAAGCCUGGCUUAUGUCCCCCAGCAGGCCUGGAUCAUCAGGGCUAGCGUCAGGGAGAACAUCCUCAUGGGAGGCCAGUACGACAAGGCCCGGUACCUCCAGGUGCUCCAUUGCUGCUCCCUGAACCGGGACCUGGAAAUUCUGCCCUUUGGAGACAUGACAGAGAUUGGGGAGCGGGGCCUCAACCUCUCUGGAGGGCAGAAGCAGAGGAUCAGCCUGGCCCGCGCUGUCUACUCUGACCACGAGCUCUAUCUGCUGGACGACCCUCUAUCUGCUGUGGACACCCACGUGGGGAAGCACAUCUUUGAGGAGUGCAUUAAAAAGAUGCUUAGGGGGAAGACUGUCAUUCUGGUGACCCACCAGCUGCAGUAUUUAGCAUUUUGUGACCAGAUCAUUUUGCUAGAAGAUGGGAAAAUCUGUGAAAAAGGAAUUCAUAGUGAAUUAAUACAGAAAAAGGGACGAUACGCCCAACUCAUCCAGAACAUGCAGGGAGAAGCCACACAGGACCCACUGCAGGACACAGCAAGGACAGCAGAAGACUCUCAGGUGCAAGGGCAAGCCCAGACCACCUUCCAGGAAGAGUCUGUCUAUGAAAAUGCUGUGCUGGAAAAUCAGCUCACAAGGAAGGAGAAGAUGAAAGAAGGGUCCCUGAGAUGGAGUGUCUACCACCACUAUAUCCAGGCAACUGGAGGUUACAUGGCCUCUGCCAUUGUUGUCUUUCUCAUGAUGGGGAUUGUCUUCUUCACAGUCUUCAACUUCUGGUGGCUGAGCUAUUGGUUGCAGCAGGGCUCAGGGACCAAUAGCAGCCAAGAGAGCAAUGGAACAACAGCAGACCCAGGCGACAUACUGGACAACCCUCAGCUGCCAAUUUACCACCUGGUGUAUGGCCUCAGUGUGCUGUUGCUAAUCUGCACGGGUCUCUGCUUCUCGAAGGCCUUCACCAAACUCACGAGGAAAGCAUCCACCGCCCUGCACAGCAAACUCCUUAGCAAGGUUUUAUGCUGCCCCAUGAGCUUCUUUGACACAACCCCAACAGGCCGACUCCUGAACUGCUUUGCAGGGGACUUGGAUCAGCUGGACCAGUUAUUGCCCGUUGUUGCUGAAGAAUUCUUAGUCCUGUUUUUGAUGGUGGUCGCCAUCUUGUUGGUUGUCAGUGUGCUGUCUCCAUAUAUCCUGCUGAUGGGAAUCAUAUUAGUUACUGUUUGCCUUAUUUAUUAUAUGAAGUUUAAGAUGGCCAUCAACAUGUUCAAGAGACUGGAGAACUAUAGCCGCUCCCCUCUGCUCUCCCAUAUCCUCACUGCUCUGCAGGGCCUGAGCUCCAUCCAUGUCUAUGGAAAAACUGAAGACUUCAUCAGCAAGUUUAAGAGGCUGAGUGAUAUACAGAAUAACUACAUGCUGAUGUUCCUGUCUUCCUCGAGAUGGAUAGCACUGAGGCUGGAGACCAUGACCAACCUGCUGACCUUGACUGUGGCCUUGUUUGUGGCUUUUGGCAUUUCCUCUGCCCCAUAUUCCUAUAAAGCUAUGGCUAUCAGCCUCAUCCUGCAGCUGGCAUCCAACUUCCAGGCCACUGCCCGGGUUGGUUCAGAGACAGAGGCGUACUUCACUUCCGCAGAGAGGAUGCUGCAGUACAUGAAGAUGUGUGUCCCUGAGGCUCCUUUGCACAUAGAAGGCAUGAGCUGUCCUCCUGGGUGGCCACAGCAUGGAGAAAUCACAUUCCAGGAUUAUCAGAUGAAAUACAGAGACAACACACCCAUUAUCCUUAAUGGCAUCAACCUGACAAUUCAUGGCCAAGAAGUGGUGGGCAUCGUGGGAAGGACAGGCUCUGGGAAGUCCUCCUUGGGAGUGGCUCUCUUCCGCCUGGUGGAGCCUGCAGCAGGCCGGAUUCUCAUAGAUGGUGUGGACAUCAGCAGUAUUGCCCUGGAGGACCUGCGGUCCAGGUUCUCAGUUGUCCCUCAAGAUCCUGUCCUGCUUUCAGGAACCAUCAGAUUCAACCUAGACCCCUUUGACCGCUACACAGAUGAGCAGAUAUGGGAUGUCUUGGAGAGGACAUUCCUGAGCAUGACAAUCUCAAACUUACCCCAAGGACUGCAAGCAGAAGUUGUGGAAAGUGGCAGAAACUUCUCUGUGGGGGAGAGGCAGCUGCUCUGCAUUGCAAGAGCACUCCUUCGCAACUCCAAGAUCAUCCUUAUUGAUGAAGCCACAGCCUCCAUUGAUGUGGAAACCGAUACCCUGAUCCAGCACACAAUCCGUGAAGCCUUCCAGGGCUGCACAGUGCUGGUCAUUGCACACCGCAUCACCACUGUGCUCAAUUGUGACCGCAUCCUGGUCAUGAGCAACGGGAAGGUUGUAGAGUUUGACCGGCCUGAGGUCCUGCAGCAGAAGCCUGGGUCUGUGUUUGCUUCCCUGUUGGCAACAGCCAAUUCUUCACUGAGCUAAAGGGGACAGGUGACUGCGUGCAGGCUGAUGGCACAGCCAAGUGCAGCUGUGAGGCCUGCUGUCUAUGACCUUCUUGUGUAGAGAUGGCUACUUCUCUUGAAAGCAGGGCUGAAACAUGCUCAAGGGUGCUGGUAAUGGGACAGAAAAGAAGAUUGAGGGGAGCAAAACCUGGAAUAGGCCACUCUGUGGCUCCCCAGACCUGAGAACCCCCGCACACCAUUUGAGACCAUGUGGACAAAUCAUCAUGUGCCUCUUUUUAACUGAUAUGUUGAGUAAUUUCAUAAUAAUGUGAAACUUUAUUAUGGUUUCUGGAUCUGUGUGAAAAGUAUUGAAAAUGCUGUAUUGAUUUUGUAAAAAAAAAAAAAAACAACAAAAGAAAAAGUUA
Molecule: messenger RNA, 8757 nt
Organism: Felis catus (domestic cat)
Lineage: Eukaryota; Metazoa; Chordata; Mammalia; Carnivora; Felidae
Gene: ABCC11
Product: ATP binding cassette subfamily C member 11
Exons: 30
Coding region: 4215-8372 (1385 amino acids)
Biological process (GO): transmembrane transport
Cellular component (GO): membrane
Molecular function (GO): ATP binding; ABC-type transporter activity; ATP hydrolysis activity
Source: RefSeq, a predicted model, not a curated record